AUGGCUGCGGUGGCCAUCGACGACGAGGAAGAAGCGCCAGCAGUGCGGCGGCGGGAGGAACACGCCGACACGGUGUGGGGAAGCGACGACGACGGCGAACACGUUUACGACUAUCGUCCGUCCAGGCUCUCGCAGCCGUUCGGGGUGGGAGCAGCGGCGGCAGCAGCGGCGGCUGGAGUGGCGCCGGCCGGCGCAGACAUGGCACCGGCAUCGCACGCGACCACGUCAUGGGGAUGCGACGGGGAAGACGACGAUAGUAGUGUUGGGGAACAAUCCUCUCCGUUUUCGCAGUCGUUCAGAACGGGAGGAGGAGGCGCGCUUGCGACGGCGGCAGCCGGCGGUGUGAACCCGCAACAGCCGCCGUCCCCUGCGCGGUAUUACCAUCAUCGACACGAUAGCGAUGAGGUCGUGGUCGCACCUUUGUGGAUGCCCCACGCAGAAGGCCAAUCAGGGCCGGGCGAACCCGAUGAUCUGUGGGCAGACGAAGGCGAUGGAAGGAGCGGCGACACGAGCCGUCCCCGCGGGAACGGCAACAAUCCGAACGGCGUUGUAGCCUGGGGAUUUGGAGGCCCCGGGCUGAGCGCAGCGCUCCCGGCGUUGGACGAUGUAGACCUCACGGCCGAUAACGAAAACAACUCGUCGGAGGCCGCAGACCUUGCCGCGACAGUUACGGCGGGAAGAAUUUCAACGCCGUUGACGAUGACCCCGUCGCCUUGGUUCAAUGCGUCGGGGCGGGACUUUGCGCGACAAUCCUCGGCGGGCGGCAACGACGAUGGCAAAGACCGCUGCAACCCGCACGACUUGCGGUCGACAUCAACGCCGCCGCUCGUGGGCGGCGGCGCGUGGUUCGGCCGUUGGUUCACGCCCAACGUUCCGCGACGCUGGCGGCCUCCCGGCGCGGCGGAAAGCUCCCCGAUGCACGAGGCGCGAGCAGCAAAGUAUGACUUCGCCAGCAAGCCCCAGAAGCCAGUAGUGCCACCCGUACGAGAUCACCGUCGGUCCUGGCUGCAGCGACCGUCCGCGUUCGUGGCACGGCUUCGAAGAAGGGCGGUGAGGGAGUUGGGGCCUCCAAGGAUGCCGGGCGGCGGCCUCGGCGCGAAGCAAGACGACAGCGGCUCGGGGGUGCGGGCGUGGGGGUGGUGGGAUAACUUCAGGAACGCGCCCGGGCUGAUUGGUCGCCUGGCGGUCUGCAUCCUGGCCGUGUGCGCGCUCUGGUCCACCAGCCUGAGCGUUGUAGUGGACGUCACGGGUUACGUCAUCCCGUCCCCGAGUUUGACGGACGUCAUCACCGCGGUGCUCCACGCGUACUACAUCGUGCAGGAGCAGCGAGAAGCGAACCAGGAGUGCGUUGCCCGCCAGAGUGUCUACUGCGACCUGGACAUAUCGAAUUUCGAGGUCUUGGCCAGAGACGCGAGCGUUGCGUCGUUAGCCUCGACCGCCGCGACUUUCGAGAUCGCCGUGGACGCGGUGGCCCUGCUGGAGAACGUCACCCUCGAGAUCCCGGAGUCCAUCUCCGAGUCCCUCGAGGACAUCUCGGCCCUCGGGGAUGCUCUUGUGUCUUGCGUGUCGCUGCGAGGCGAAGACGACGACGGCGGGGCGGCGGCGGCGGCGCCCUGUCCCGUCGAGAGCGCCCGCGAGCUUGCGGACGCGGCGAGGGAGGAGCUGGACUACCAGCUGGAAGUCGCGCGGGCGGCGUUCCAGGAGUACGCGGACACGUACGAGGCGUACAAGGCCAGCGCCGAGGAGUCGUACGACAACUGGAUAGCCUUCUACUCCGGCGUGGUGCUUCUCCUGGACGACCACAGGGUCGACAUCACAGGCUCCGGGCCUUGGUCCGUCCUCACCGUGUCGGACUUCACGAUCCCGCCCGUCGAGGUCCCCUCGGCGAGCGGGGUCCUCUCCGACUUCGGCGACGCCCUAACCUCCUCCGAGAUCUGGGAGACCGUCAGCGGAGCCUACGGCAACUACUCCGACGGCGUCUCCUCCAGGAGCGGCCAGAUUACCGCCGACGUCGAGGCCCUGAGGGAAGAGUGGCGCGCCCUGACGAAUGCAGCCCUCGCCAACAUCUCCACCGACUCGAGCGCCCUCCUGGACUCGGCCGGUUCGGAGUUUCAAGCUGAGGCGGACGGGUACUCGUCGAGAUCGCUGGCCCUUCUCGAAGGGCUCGGGCCCGCGGGCCCGAAUCUCUCGUUCCCGGCCUCCCCGUCGCUGAACUCCACCCUCCUGGUCGGCGGCGCCUCCACCGUCCUCCCCUCGCCGGUCGACUACACAUUCGCCGCCUUCACCGCCACCGACGUAAGCUUCGACAGCUGGGUGGUCUCGCUCGGCAACAUCGCGCUCCUGCUCCUCGCCGCCGACUACAUCUUCCGGACCGCGUCUAGCCUGCGCCUGUUCGUCCGGUUCUGGAGCCGCGGCGGGCUCGGCCUGCCCGACGCCGACGUCCGCGUGGACAAGGCCGCCGCGAGCGCCGGCGGGGCGGCCGCCGGCCUCCGCAGGGGCGUGGUGCGGGUGCUGAUCCACCCGGCCACCACCGUCCUCUUCUCCGCCGUGGUGCUGUCGCUCGUGCUGUACAACCUGGCCUCGGUCUACGGCCCGCUGUUCGCUGACUACAGGGCGGGCUGCGUGGAAAAGUCCCAGAACGGGAGCUUCUUCGGCCAAAACGUGUACUCCGUAGCCUACAACUACGCGGCCGAGGAGGGCAACCGGGACCAGUGGACUUAUCAGGAGGACCACACCAGCCGCCGAGGGGCGCUGUGCGUCGAGCUCACCGCCGACGUGCGACAGUACCUCGCCGAGACAGACGCCCAGCUGAGGAGCAUGUACGGGGCGCACUACGAGGACGUGACGGCGGCCGCUACCCUCGCCUCCUGCAUCGACACCGCGGGAAUGGACGCGCUGUACGCGGGGGCUUGUUGCGGCUACGACGGGUACAGCAACGACACAUGCUCGUCAGCGACGGCAAACUCGAACCUCCUCCAGUGCCCGCUAAACUAUGCCUCCGGCGUCGGCCAGGCGUUUGUUCCUCUGGAAGUCCUGCUGUCCGACCCAGCGUGUUCGGCUGAAACUUUGGAAACGGCAAACUGGAAAGUCGAGGAUGGCAUUGCUCUAGACUGUGACACCAUCCCGACCUGCCGGAUGACGUGUGUGGGGCCCAACGAGGAGCUCCUCCAGGCCGUGACGAUUCACGCCGGGUGCAUGGUGGAGUGGUUCUUCCACGCUGGCACCGUCCGGGUAGCCGCCACCCUGCUCAUGUUCUUGUUCCUGAACGUUUCCCGAAUUGUCCUCGUGGGAGGAGUCGUCAAGCUUAACUGGAGUCGGCUGCACCCCGGGGUCUUCACGUACAAGGGCACCUGCACCAGAGCCGGCGAGCUUAUCGUCAAGAAUCCCGAGAAAAAAGCGGCCAGGAGUCGAGACAACGUCGCGGCCACCGCCGCCGCCGCCGCUGCCGCCGCUGCUGCCGGCAAGGCAACCCUCCCGAGCAGCGGCAAGAGCCCCUUGGCUCGAGCGAAGUCGAGAAUAGCCGCACGGGCAAAAAGAAACGGCCCUUCACUAUCUCGUGGCAGCAGGGGCGGCGGCAGUUCAAAGGGAGGAGGCAGCGGUGUCGGGGGUUCUGCGUCCGAAGACACUGCGGGUGCCCCGCAACAAAAGAGAGAAGGGUUAGGGAGGAGCAAAGGAAAGGGGGAGCGUGGGGAACGAGCCGCCGCUGACGCUGACGCCGCUACGGUUUCUCCACCCGAUGCGCCAAGAGAGCAGCCCAUGACGUUCAAGCAAGUCAUAUCCGGCGCAAUUGAGGAAGGGCUAAGAGACUACGAGAACGGCGCCCGGUGGCGGAUACUGUUCGGGAUUCUGCUGAACGUCCCUUGGAUGCUCGUGCUGUGGUUCGGGAGGGGGAGCAACACGGCCUACGUGGCAGAGUAG
Molecule: messenger RNA, 3918 nt
Organism: Ectocarpus siliculosus
Lineage: Eukaryota; Phaeophyceae; Ectocarpales; Ectocarpaceae
Source: the annotation of a GenBank genome assembly